CGAGUGCGGACGUGUUUUCCUAUUCUGUUCUAUUCGUGCGCUGCGCGGUGGCGGAGAGUCGAGGGAAAACUGCAAAAAAAAAAAAGGGAAAAUCUGCUUCCGAUGCGAAAAAGGGAAAACCUCAAAUACGAAACCCAAGCCAAUUAACCAAAUCAAUUUUUAAACAAUCCCUAGGCAAACAUAAGUGAGAAUUAACUAAAGUGCAUUUAACUAUACCCCAAAGUAACCGCAAAACGAAAGUGUCCCCAAGUCUCCGAUUUAUAUUUAGAUAGAGUCCGGUGUUCGUACUCGUAUAGCCCGUAGUUAAUCAAAAAUGUGCUUGUCGGCCGAUGCUAAUGAGUUGGCGGGGGCUCAGGUAAAUGGAGCUAACUGAUUGAGCAAAGAAAAAGGGUGUGAACGCAGCCGCCCCCAGCCAUACAAAUCGAUAAAGAAUUUAAAAAUAAAUAUCCCAACGACACCCAACGCUCUAUUGUUGCGCCGCAAUCAUAACGCGUAAUCCAUGCGAUUCGGUAGCAGAAAACACACUGCCAAAGUAACCCCCAGAACCACCGACUAGAGGGCAUCAUCUACAGCUUUAGUCUAACCAAAAACCAAACUCAAGAUAACCGAAAGCGAAACGUUAACGAGCAUUUAAGAGGUCACUCAGAGGCAGCAAGAGUGGCAGUACAGCCACCAGUAACACACCACUAGCCAGUCGCAGUAACUGGGUCAGUAGGCAGACUGCCUGCCAUCGAGGGCUUCCUCCUUGCAUUCACCUUCUUUGCGCUUCCCAACGACCCUGGACCAUGAACUCCUCGAGUGGUGACGAUGAGGCGCCCAAGGACCCGCGCACCGGUGGCGAGGACUUUACGCAACAAUUUACAGAGAACGAUUUCGAGGGACAUCGCGCACACACCGUCUAUGUGGGUGUCCAUGUGCCAGGAGGCAGACGCCAUUCCCAGCGCCGCCGCAAGCAUCAUCACAGCGGUCCCGGAGGAGGCGGAGGCGGAGGUGGUGGCGGCGGAUCCGGCGGUGGCUCCGGCAGCAUGGGAGGUGGCGUCUCUAGCAAGGACAGUGGCAGCGAGAAGCAACAGGAAGUGGAGCGUCCAGUUACACCGCCCGCACAACGUGUGCAAUUCAUACUCGGCGAGGAUGUGGACGAUGGGACACAUGUAUCGCAUCCUUUGUUCUCGGAAAUGGGAAUGCUGGUGAAGGAGGGCGACGAGAUCGAGUGGAAGGAGACGGCGCGCUGGAUCAAGUUCGAGGAGGAUGUGGAGGAGGGCGGCAAUCGGUGGUCCAAGCCCCACGUGGCCACACUAUCCCUGCACUCGCUGUUCGAGCUGCGACGCCUGCUGGUCAACGGCACCGUUAUGCUGGACAUGGAGGCUCACAAUCUGGAGGUGGUGGCCGAUCUGGUCUGCGAUCAGAUGGUCAGUGUCGGCAGCCUGCCCCCCGGCGUCAAGGACAAGGUCAAGGAUGCCCUGCUGCGUCGCCACAGGCAUCAGCACGAGUAUGCCAAGAAGACGCGACUACCCAUCAUUCGAUCCCUGGCCGAUAUGCGCAACCAUUCGUCAUCGAAAAUGGAAGAACAGUCUGGAAACGCUUUAGGGGCCACCACGCCGGUAUCUCUAGCGGCGAGUGAACCGGGACCGCCUGGCACCAAUGGCAAUGCGAGCCUAACCAACACUGGCGGCGGCAUGGGCCGUUUUCUAGCAGUGCCCGGAAAGCCCAGCAACAGAACGCUCGAGGAUAUGGUGAAGAGUCCCAGCAGCCAGUCGAUGGCACGUCCGAGCAGCGGCACGGAGCUCAACGAGCAGCAGCACAAGGGCAACACACACUUUAUGAGAAAGAUCCCUCGUGGUGCGGAGGCCAGCAAUAUUCUGGUUGGCGAAGUGGACUUUCUGGAGCGAACCCUCUCCUGUUUCAUCCGCUUGAGCCAGGCAGCGCUCAUGGGUGAUCUGACAGAGGUUCCAGUGCCCACAAGAUUCAUCUUCAUUUUGCUUGGACCGCCUGGUAGUCAGAGCAAUUUCCAUGAGAUUGGACGAGCCAUGGCUACCCUGAUGUCGGAUGAGAUCUUCCACGAGGUGGCCUAUCGGGCACGCAAGCGAGAGCAUCUUCUGGCCGGCGUUGAUGAGUUCCUCGAUGCGGUCACCGUUUUGCCACCUGGCGAGUGGGAUCCCACAAUUCGCAUUGAACCGCCAGCAGCCAUACCCUCGCAGGAUGUGCGCAAGCGACCACCAGAGCUGCCAAAGGAGGAGAUCGACGAGGAGGAGGAGGAGGCGAGACUGAGGGAAGAGUCUGGUCUCUCACGGACAGGUCGUCUCUUUGGCGGUCUGAUCAACGAUGUGAAGCGAAAGCUGCCCUGGUACUGGAGCGACUAUCGGGAUGCUUUCUCCAUGCAGUGCGUGGCUUCGUGGAUCUUCCUGUACUUUGCCUGCCUCUCGCCAAUCAUCACGUUCGGAGGCCUCUUGUCGGAGGCCACCGGCAAGCAUAUGGCAGCGAUGGAGAGUCUGGUGUCGGGGUUCGUCUGUGGCAUGGGCUAUGGCAUCUUUUCGGGUCAGCCGUUGACAAUAUUGGGUUCCACCGGUCCAGUACUGGUCUUUGAGGCAAUUAUCUAUGAGUUUUGCACUAAAAUGCAAUGGGAUUAUAUGACAUUCCGGUUCUGGAUCGGAAUGUGGGUGUCCGGAAUUUGUAUCGUCCUGACUGCGAUAGAUGCCAGUGCUCUCGUCUGCUACAUAACCCGCUUCACCGAGGAGAACUUUGCCACCCUGAUUGCGUUCAUCUUCAUCUACAAGGCCAUCGAGAAUGUGGUGGUCAUCGGGAAGAAUUUCCCCGUCAAUCAGGGCAUAUACGAUUGUGUUUGCAUACCGCCGCCAGGUAGCAAUGCCAGUGUUGUGGAGUAUGCCAAAUACAACUGGAAUUAUUGUGAGCCGAACAAUGGCACACUGAUUGGUGGCGACUGUGGUACACCACCCACCGAGAAUGUCUUCCUCAUGUCGGUGGUUCUGUGCACCGGCACCUUCAUCAUUUCCACCAUUCUGAAGGAUUUUAAGAACGCCCUGUUCUUCCCCUCGGCUGUGCGCCAGUACAUAAGUGACUUUUCCGUGCUGAUUGCCAUCUUUGCCAUGACAUUCUUCGACUACUCGUUGGGUGUGCCCACACAGAAGCUGGAGGUGCCUGCAGAGCUGAAGCCCACGCUGGACACGAGGGGUUGGCUCAUUCCACCUUUCAGCGAGAGGAAUCCCUGGUGGUCGCCCAUCAUUGCCGUGUUCCCUGCUCUCCUGGGAACCAUUCUAAUCUUCAUGGAUCAGCAGAUCACUGCUGUGAUUGUCAAUCGCAAGGAGAACAAAUUGAAGAAGGGCUGCGGCUACCAUUUGGAUCUGUUUGUUCUCUCAAUUCUUAUUGCCAUUUGCAGUGUGAUGGGUCUGCCAUGGUUCGUGGCUGCCACUGUUUUGAGCAUCAACCAUGUGAAUUCAUUGAAACUGGAAUCGGAGUGCUCGGCCCCUGGCGAGAAGCCACAGUUCCUGGGAGUACGCGAGCAGCGUGUGACACACAUCAUGAUCUUCCUGACGAUAGGUGGUUCUGUGCUGCUGACACCGCUGCUCGGUCACAUUCCCAUGCCGGUGCUGUUCGGUGUAUUCCUUUAUAUGGGCGUGGCCUCGCUCAAGGGUCUGCAGUUCUUCGAUCGCAUAUUGAUCAUGUUCAUGCCAGCCAAAUACCAGCCAGAUUACAUGUUCCUGCGACAGGUUCCCAUCAAGCGAGUUCAUUUGUUCACCAUCAUACAGCUGGCCUGUCUGAUCAUACUCUGGCUGAUCAAAUCCUUCUCGCAGACCUCCAUUCUCUUCCCCCUCAUGCUGGUGGUGAUGAUUGGCAUACGCAAGGCCCUCGAUCUGGUUUUCACGCGUCGCGAGCUGAAGAUCCUCGACGACAUUAUGCCGGAGAUGACGAAGCGAGCGGCCGCCGACGAUCUGCAUCAAUUGGACGCUGAGGAUAAUCACCAUCAGCAACCGCCUGGGGCGGGUACUGCCACAGGAGCCAACUAUAAUCCCAAUAGUGCGGGUCCAACCACCAUACACAUUCCUCUCUCUGGCGGCAAGCCGGGAUCGGGCAAUGGACCGGGCAUAAAUAUACCCCAGGAGGCGGUGAAUCGCACCACAGUCUGGCAGCAGAUCAACAAAGAUGGGAAUGGCAUCUCCGAGCAGCUCAUCAUACCGGUGACCGUCAAAGUUCGUCAAAUCAAUGGCAAUCAUGCCACAACAAAUGCCGCCGUCCUCUCGCCACGCCUGUCACCCAUGCACGAGGCGGAUGAGAACGAGGUCACCAUCAAUCCGACGAAUCCACAACAGAUCAACAACUGCAAGGAGGCGGCAGCCAAACUCGAUGGAUCCAUGCUCGCCAGCCAGAAUCCAGCCAAUAUAACACCCGUCUAAGGUCUGCCGAUCAGAUCAGAUCGUCUAAGGAAACAGAAAACAAUUUUAUACCAAAAAAAUGGACAUAGCACACACUCAAACACACACACACAUCCAAUGUAGUAUUUCAUAGUUCAUCAUAGAAAUAGUAGCAGUAUCAUAGUCUCUAUAAAGAGUGGAAAGUCAGUUUCGGCAGGUGUCUCCGCUGAAUUUUUUUUCACUUUACUCCCUCUAUUUAUCCAACAUAUAGUAGUAGUUUUUUCACCAGAAACAUUUUGGUAAAGAUUUUCAGCUGUACCCAGAAGCCAACAAAAUCCAUUUGAUUUUUGGGAUCAGGUACAAGUUAGACAAGUAUUAUUUAUAAAUAUGAUAAUUGUAGUAACCCAAACCAUUACACGUAUGCACUUUUGAGGCGAUUUUUUAUAGCGACGAUUGUCAAUUCCAAACAAACAAAAACUGAUCGGAUCGAACAGGUCCCCGAGACUUCGGUUCCACCGAAGCAGAACCAUUUUUUCCUAUAUGCAUGUACGUGCUUCUCUUUUGGCUGGGUUAAUUCUGUGUUACGUGGGGGGAGGGGGAGUUUGUUGAGCUGUGAUCUGAUGUGCAUUUUUGGGUGGGGAUUAUAGAAGAAGAAAGCCACUCAUUUAGCACUCUAGCCAAGACGUGGAGAGCUGUAAACCUUUGUAUUAUAAUUUAUACCUUAACCUAAGUUACCCACACAAAAAAUAAACACAACCCAUCACACACACACAC
Messenger RNA from Drosophila obscura, 5141 nucleotides. RefSeq names its product electroneutral sodium bicarbonate exchanger 1 (gene Ndae1). NCBI's taxonomy places the organism in Eukaryota, Metazoa, Arthropoda, Insecta, Diptera, Drosophilidae. The record is from RefSeq and is a predicted model, not a curated record. The coding region runs from base 786 to 4409 and encodes 1207 amino acids. The transcript has 12 exons. Gene Ontology annotation, cellular component: plasma membrane. Gene Ontology annotation, molecular function: sodium:bicarbonate symporter activity; monoatomic anion transmembrane transporter activity; solute:inorganic anion antiporter activity. Gene Ontology annotation, biological process: monoatomic anion transport; bicarbonate transport; regulation of intracellular pH.